This is a messenger RNA of Capsicum annuum, 1923 nucleotides long. Its product is annotated as chloroplast envelope membrane protein. The transcript is spliced from 7 exons. Lineage: Eukaryota; Viridiplantae; Streptophyta; Magnoliopsida; Solanales; Solanaceae. Bases 332 to 1609 code for a protein of 425 amino acids. The record is from RefSeq and is a predicted model, not a curated record. Gene Ontology annotation, cellular component: membrane.
GGAAUAGAUAACGAAAGCAAAGUUUUAUCUUAUGGAAAUAAAUAGAACAAAAUCCGUUAUCCCCAUUCUUCUCCCGCUAGGAUACUGCUCCUUUUCCACCAUAUAAAGAUUAGCACAGCAGUAUUAUGCAAUGCCUUUGCUGUUAAAUUUAUCUUCUUGAAUCUCGGCAUUUCUUGGUUAUCUCAUCAGUAUUGUGCUAAUUCUUUAAUACCCUCUUGCACAUUGUGACUGCUUUUUCACUGAAUGGUCUCUUGGACAAGUAAUAUGCAGUUUCUUGAAUUUGCCAUCUUUAUUACUACCCUAUGAGUCUGAAAAAUGUGUCCUACAAUAUAUGUCCUUAAUGAGCACUUCAAUGGUUGUCUUAUGUCAAAGUUUUCCAUCCUUCAAGAAAAGUAGCUCCAUAUUUGUGCAUAAAAAUUCUAUUACUGAGGUUGGGUUUAGUUGGGGGAGGAGGAAAUUUUAUGGGUCUACUCCAAAUGCAAAGAAGAAGAAGCAUUCAAAGAAGAAAAGUUGGUGGAGAAAGUUCUUCCUUGAAGAUGAUGGGAAUUGGUUGGGACUCAAGGAUGAGGAUAUGCUUGAUGGGCUUGAAUCUGAAGGUUUAGGUAGCGAUGAUGAUGAAUUAUCAGAGAAUGAAAAGUUUGAAGCUUGGAAGAGACGAGCCGAGGCGAUUAUGGAGUUAAGGGAAGCACAAGCAGGUAUAAAGAAUGAUGAGAACAAGAGGUGGGAGGAUUGGCUUGUUGAUGGAACAGUUGAUUUUGGUAAUGGUUCAUCAUGGGUUCAGGGAGACUCUGAAGACAGUAUGCAGGAAGAUCCUAGUGAUUUAAUACCAGGGAGGGGUUUGGUUAAAUCCGUGAGGGAUAUGGUACUCGGCAAGGAAGAAGAUGAUAUGCUAUAUGAAGAUCGUAUAUUUCAGUAUGCUUCAUUUAAUUCUGCUAAGUUUUUGGCAGUGCUGAUAAUUGUCCCAUGGGCUUUGGAUUUUGUAGUCCAUGACUAUGUUCUUAUGCCUUUUCUUGACAGAUAUGUUAAGACUGUACCUUUAGCAGCACAGAUGCUUGACGUCAGAAGAAACCAAAAGCUUGAGAUGGUUAAGGAACUGAAGACUGAGCAAGCACGCUACCGCCUUGAGGUUGAGAUUGGUAAAUCUCCACAUUUGUCUGAAAAGGAGCUGUAUCUGGAGCUACGACACAAAGCGUUACAACUGCGGGAUGAGCGGAGAUUAGAAAAUCGCAAGGCAUUUGCUAAUAUAUGGUCGGACUUUGUCUUUGGGGUCUCAUUGUUCAUUCUUUUGUUCUUUAAUGAGAGUAAAGUAAAGCUUCUCAAAUUUACUGGAUACAAGAUACUAAAUAAUAUCUCCGACACCGGCAAAGCAUUUGUGAUUAUUCUGAUUACUGAUAUCUUUUUGGGGUAUCAUUCUGAAUCUGGUUGGGCGACUUUGCUCGAGGUGCUUGCUGAGCAUUAUGGUAUUGAAGCUGAUCAAGCAGUGAUAACCAUAUUUGUCUGCCUGGUUCCGGUUUUCAUUGAUGCCUGUGUGAAGCUUUGGAAAUCCAUUUAUCAUGUGUACUUUCUCUAUGAUAUUGGAAGCAAUGCAACCCAUAUUACUAUUCUCUAACAGAAGACUGUAUUUGCUUUCCAGUUAUUUAAAUUCUUGCCGAGAUUAUCACCUAGAGUGUCCAAUAUUUUCCGGGAAAUGACAAGGCAUUAGAGUGGCUUUCCACUUUUCCAUAUAGAGGCUCCUUUACAUGAAGUUGGAGUAAAGUGUAAAAGGACGUUUGGUAUUUUUCGUAAUGUGAAUAGCUUGUCAUCAAAGUGGCAUCAAUCUUUGAAUAUCUUGAUCGAAAUUGUGGGAAUAUUUGUUACCCACAUUAUUUGUUUGUCAACAAUAUUUAGAUUCUGAAUAAAAAGUUUGUUAGAAGCUUAAAAACA